AUGACACCUUCGGAAGCCGCUAACAAUGCGCUGAACAACACACUGGCAGCUGUGCAGUCCCUGAUACAGCAUUGUCUCGAGUUGAAGGAGGCAGAUCAAGAGGCCUUGAAGCUAUCGGACAACAUCGCCAGAUGCGUGGCAAAAGACUUAAAGCUUCAUGGGGGGAAUGCCACGUCAUUCUCCCCUCUGCUACUAUCUUGUGCUGCUGUUGUGCAGCAAUACUCAAAGGACUGGAGCUCCGUUAGCGACCAAGACCCCCAAAUUGCGAGCCACCUGCGAUUCAAAAAGACAAUCGACUACCACCCUCCUACCGUCGUUGAGGACGUCUUCAAAGCUCCACCCACGGCAUCCGUUCCCGUGUUUGAGACAACCGCGAUCGAAGUGAUCGGAAUGUCAUCAGCGACACUUCCGACAGCACAACCUGGCCACAGAUCCAAGUCCACCGCAUGUCCGGACAGGACGCCUGCACCACCAUCGCCGUGUUCGACGGGACUAGAGUCUCUCACACCCAUCACUGCUCCGCCUGCGGCCCCGAUUCUGUCAGAGCUGCCCGCACCUAAGGUCAACCUCUUUGUGGUGGGCACCUUGAAGACAAUGGCAAACAGGAUGCCACAGGUCACGAAGAGCAGGAAAAGAAAGGCAAAGCAUGAUACUGAUGAUGAAGCGGUGGACUCAAGGAAGAUUGCGCCCUCCUCUCAACACAAAAAGCCAAAGCGGCAGAAAGUUCCAUCGGAAUCAGAGCCAAAGGUAGCAACACACCCAAUGGCCAUGGACUCAUCGGAGCAUUCCGUUCAUCACCACGCUAGGAAAUGUGACAAGUGCGCGAAAAUGGAUGUAGCCUGUCUUGUUCUGCCGGAUAAGAAGGUCGGUAGCAUGCGCCUCGCGUGUGGCAACUGCGAUAGCAUGAAGAUUUCAUGCGCAAUUGACGGUGUUGGCGUCCAGGAGAGAAUGCAAGGAAAGUCAAAGGCGAAAGCUGCUGAAGUGUCUUCCAAUCCGAAACGUUCUAGGACCCGUCCACCGAAGUCUCGACGUACAGUGAAGUCACCUCCCGUGCAUGUUGAUAAGUCGCCGACCUCCACACCACCCCAUACACCCUCCCUAUCUUUACAAACGGUUGUUGAAGAUUGUGUCAAGCGUCAACUCAAUUUGCACGAAGAUUUGGAACUGACAGAUGCUGAGGCGGAGCCUAAUGUGAUGGACGUCAUGCCGGCCCAAUCAAAUGCUGAACCUCACGCGAUGAUGCAAACUCCCGAUUGUGAGGUCCAACCAGACAUCGCACAUGCUAUCAUUCCCGAGCCCACCCCGAGGGAGAUGCUGCAAAGUAUCCAAGAACUCGGCCGGAGAUUUGAUCUCCUUGCAACCAAUGACCGGGUGGAUGCACUGGACGCAAGAAUUGAAUCAGUAGAGGGUCGCAUCGGUCAACAGUUGGCGAUGUUGGAGCAAUGUAUCAACACGUCCGAUAUUCAAUGGAGAGCCAUGUUGGCAUCCGUUGGGCAUCUCACUUUAUCACUCUGGGAUCACAAAGAUGAUGUUGCAGCACAUCGUCAUCCUAUCAGCACUGCUGGUUAUGCGCCUCUGCAACAUUCGAACGUUGACCUUCCACAAUGGCUUUGUCAAACCAAAGACCCGAAUAUCUCGGCCAUUGGGCGACAAUGGACUCAUGCCUGGGAUCCUUCUGUCGUUGUGGGUGGGCAGGGCUAUGUCAGUACAUCUGCAUCGGUUCAACAAGCUGCCGAUACUCCGGAUACUCCUGUGCUGUGGGCCAACUCUGUUGCAUCUUCUCGACUCUCCAGUGCGCCGUCUCCCACACCUGACUAG
Molecule: messenger RNA, 1818 nt
Organism: Suillus plorans
Lineage: Eukaryota; Fungi; Basidiomycota; Agaricomycetes; Boletales; Suillaceae
Exons: 6
Coding region: 1-1818 (605 amino acids)
Source: RefSeq, a predicted model, not a curated record